GGAACUGCGGAGAAAUUCUGUCCCUCCGUGUAUGGCUCUCCAGCUUUCCGUAAGAUUAUCAUUUCCAUCAUCACAAGCCAAGGUAAUCCAGGCACCUGAGCCCGGUGAAGACUGAGAGGAUUCUUUUGACAAUAAACAAUGGCUGCUUCCCAGAAUCAACACCGUCAUGGCCGGCUGGUGCUGUUCUGUACGCUGAUGGGGACGCUGUGCAAGAUCGGGGUAGGUCAGAUUCGCUACUCGGUGCCAGAAGAGACAGAUAAAGGCACUGUUGUAGGAAACAUCUCCAAGGACCUGGGGCUGGAGCCCCGCGAGCUGGCGGAGCGAGGGGUCCGCAUCGUCUCUAGAGGUAGGUCGCAGCUUUUCUCCCUGAAUCCGCGGGGCGGCAGCUUGGUCACCGCGAGCAGGAUAGACCGGGAGGAGCUGUGCGCCCAGAGUAUUCCCUGUCUUGUAAAUAUUAACAUCCUAGUUGAGGAGAAAGGGAAACUCUUUGGAGUAGAAAUCGAAAUAACUGAUAUUAACGAUAAUAAUCCGAAGUUCCAUGUUGGGGAUCUGGAGGUGAAAAUUAACGAAAUCGCUGCCCCUGGAGCACGGUAUCCACUUCCAAAAGCUGUUGACCCAGAUGUGGGCAUAAACUCCCUCCAGAGUUACCAGCUCAGCCCCAACCGGCACUUCUCUCUGGACAUUCAGAGGGGAGACGACGGAACUAUAAACCCAGAGCUGGUGCUGGAGCACACCCUGGACCGAGAGGAAGAGCCCUCUCACCACCUGGUCCUCACCGCCUCCGAUGGCGGCGACCCGCGCCGCUCCAGCACAGCGCUCAUCCAGGUCACAGUGUUGGAUACCAACGACAAUGCCCCUGUUUUCGACCAACCGGUUUACCGCGUGAAAGUCCUCGAGAACGUGGCCCCAGGCACUCUGCUGCUCACAGUGAGAGCUAGCGACCCGGAUGAGGGUGCCAACGGAAAAGUGACAUAUAAAUUCCAAAAAAUCAAUGACAAACAAUCGCUAUUAUUCCAUCUUCAUGAAAACACGGGGGAAAUGACAGUAGCAAAGAAUCUGGACUAUGAAGAAUGCUCAUUGUAUGAAAUGGAAAUACAGGCUGAAGAUGUGGGGGCGCUUCUGGGGAGGAGCAAAGUGGUAAUUAUGGUAGAAGAUGUAAAUGACAAUCGGCCAGAAGUGACCAUUACAUCCUUGUUUAACCCGGUAUUGGAAAAUUCUCUUCCCGGGACAGUAAUUGCCUUCUUGAAUGUGCAUGACCGAGACUCUGGAAAGAACGGCCAAGUUGUCUGUUACACGCAUGAUAACUUACCUUUUAAAUUAGAAAAGUCAAUAGAUAAUUAUUAUAGAUUGGUGACAUGGAAAUAUUUGGACCGAGAAAAAGUCUCCAUCUACAAUAUCACAGUGAUAGCCUCAGAUCUAGGAGCCCCACCUCUGUCCACUGAAACUUACAUUGCCCUGAUUGUGGCAGACACUAAUGACAACCCUCCUCGUUUUCCUCACACCUCCUACACAGCCUAUAUUCCAGAGAACAACCUGAGGGGCGCCUCCAUCUUCUCACUGACUGCACAUGAUCCUGACAGUCAGGAAAAUGCACAGGUCACUUACUCUGUGUCUGAGGACACCAUACAGGGAGUGCCUUUGUCCUCUUAUAUCUCCAUCAACUCAGAUACUGGUGUCCUGUAUGCACUGCACUCUUUUGACUUCGAGAAGAUACAAGACUUGCAGCUACUGGUUGUUGCCACUGACAGUGGAAGCCCACCUCUCAGCAGCAAUGUGUCAUUGAGCUUGUUUGUGUUGGACCAGAACGACAACGCACCUGAGAUUCUAUAUCCUAGCUUCCCCACAGAUGGCUCCACUGGUGUGGAACUAGCACCCCGCUCUGCAGAGCCUGGAUACCUAGUGACCAAAGUGGUGGCAGUGGACAAAGACUCAGGACAGAAUGCUUGGCUGUCCUACCGUCUGCUGAAGGCCAGCGAACCUGGGCUCUUCUCUGUAGGACUUCACACGGGUGAGGUGCGUACAGCGAGGGCCCUGCUGGACAGAGAUGCUCUCAAACAGAAUCUGGUGAUGGCCGUGCAGGACCAUGGCCAACCCCCUCUCUCGGCCACUGUAACUCUCACUGUGGCAGUGGCUAACAGCAUCCCUGAGGUGUUGGCUGACUUGAGCAGCAUUAGGACCCCUGGGGUACCAGAGGAUUCUGAUAUCACGCUCCACCUGGUGGUGGCAGUGGCUGUGGUCUCCUGUGUCUUCCUUGUCUUUGUCAUUGUCCUCCUAGCUCUCAGGCUUCAGCGCUGGCAGAAGUCUCGCCAGCUCCAGGGCUCCAAAGGUGGAUUGGCUCCUGCACCUCCAUCACAUUUUGUGGGCAUCGACGGGGUACAGGCUUUUCUACAAACCUAUUCUCAUGAAGUCUCGCUCACUUCAGGCUCCCAGACAAGCCACAUUAUCUUUCCUCAGCCCAACUAUGCAGACAUGCUCAUUAACCAAGAAGGCUGUGAGAAAAAUGAUUCCUUAUUAACAUCCAUAGAUUUUCAUGAGAGUAAGGAUGAAGAUGCUUGCGCCCCGCAAGCCCCGCCCAACACUGACUGGCGUUUCUCUCAAGCCCAGAGACCCGGCACGAGCGGAUCCCAAAAUGGGGAUGAAACCGGCACCUGGCCCAACAACCAGUUCGAUACAGAGAUGCUGCAAGCCAUGAUCUUGGCCUCUGCCAGUGAAGCCGCUGAUGGGAGCUCCACUCUGGGAGGGGGCACUGGCACUAUGGGUUUGAGCGCUCGAUAUGGACCCCAGUUUACCCUGCAGCACGUGCCUGACUACCGCCAGAACGUGUACAUCCCUGGCAGCAAUGCCACACUGACCAACGCAGCUGGCAAACGAGAUGGCAAGGCUCCGGCAGGCGGCAAUGGCAACAAGAAGAAGUCGGGCAAGAAAGAGAAGAAGUAAUAUGGAGGCCAGGCCUUGAGCCACAGGGCAGCCUCCCUCCCCAGCCAGUCCAGCUUGUCCUUACUUGUACCCAGGCCUCAGAAUUUCAGGGCUCACCCCAGGAUUCUGGUAGGAGCCACAGCCAGGCCAUGCUCCCCGUUGGGAAACAGAAACAAGUGCCCAAGCCAACACCCCCUCUUUGUACCCUAGGGGGGUUGAAUAUGCAAAGAGAGUUCUGCUGGGACCCCCUAUCCAAUCAGUGAUUGUACCCACAUAGGUAGCAGGGUUAGUGUGGAUACACACACACACACACACACACACACACACACACACACAAACACCAUGCCACACUCCCCUAGUUACAGCUGAACUCCCCAUCUUCCAACCCAGUCAGGCUCAUUCAUCUCCAGCCUCCCUCUCCCCACCCCACCCUUUCAGUCAACACCCUCUCUUUGAGCCAGGUAGUUGGGCUGUUGGGGUGACAGGUGAGCUAAGGGGGCUCCUAGUUCUGAACAGGUGGGAGAGUAUUACAAUCCUUUGGCCUCUCCUUCAGUUCAGCUGUCCCCCAAAGCAUGGUUUGGUACCAGUCUUCUCAUUUCCUCCUAGAGCCUGAGACCAAUGCUUAAGUUUUGGGGAACAGUCACCAUGCCCCUGGUACUGAUGAUGCUUGCUGGAUUUUUGGGAAGGCAUUUUGCUACUAAGCCUCUUUUCAAUGCCUGGGGACUACCAGUCUUCUGUUCUCCAUUGUUUGAUGUUCCCACUGCAUGCUGUGACUUCCUACUCCUCAAAGAAGAGACUCCUUUGCAUGUCUGGAGACAGUAGGGGGUGGUAAACUAAAGGGAAGCUGAGUGUAUACUGCUGGGAGUGGGGGCAGUGGACAAAACAGCCUGUUAAUAGGGUCUUGCAAGGGGCUCUGUACGUACCCAGGGUACUGGCUCAAUCCUCAAAUUCUAGCCAUAGACAAACAUCAGGCCAGACCCCUCCCUCCUGGUUCAGCCUGGGCAGCUUGGGCUGAGCCACCAGGACCAAUGGAUUUAAGCUGACAUUUCAGUCCAAGAAGACUUCUAAGUGAGUUUAAGACCAGAGAGGAAAGAGGGGCCUCUGUGGGUGCUGGGUACUCCAGAGGUGCCCUUGGUGGGAGGGUCAGUGGUCCUAGCAGGAAGGGAGCCCAGCAAGGUCAUUCUUGGACCCUGGGUCUAGUCCGGUAGCUAGAACAAGGGACCAAGUGGCUAUAAAGUCUCAGCCAAUGAUGAGGCUUUUCCCCUGGGCCUCUGGGCCCCUGUAUUCCUCAAGCCCCUGGCCUCCACCUUACCAGGUGCCAUUUCUCAGAAGGCCACUGCCCAGGCCCCCAGGCCGCCCCCUCGUGGCCACAGACCGGUUAAAGCCCCCCAGUGCCUCCUUGUGCAUAGAACUUCCUCUGCCCGAGCCCUUACAGUAGUGUAGAAGCCCCCUUCCUCCUCCCGCUGGUGUAGAAUAGCCAAUAGUAUAGUGUGGUGUGCUUUUACGUGAUGGCGAGUGGGCAGCGGGCGGUGGGCUGUGCGCAGCCGUCUGUCCUUUGAAUCUCAAUCUGCCUGCGCGGCCAGUGCUGUGUUUUGUGCUGUGUCCACACGCUGCGGCGACCCCUCCCUGUACUGACUUCUCUAUAAAAGCUUCUCUUCGCAUAGUCACGUAGCUCCUGCCCAUCCCCCUUCCGAUAUCUCUCGCAAGUUUUAUACUCUAAUAUUUAUAUGGCUUUUUUCUUCGAAAAUUAAAAAUAAAAAAUGGUUUCUUCUG
This is a messenger RNA of Rattus norvegicus (Norway rat), 4689 nucleotides long. RefSeq names its product protocadherin gamma subfamily A, 8 (gene Pcdhga8). Gene Ontology annotation, molecular function: calcium ion binding. Gene Ontology annotation, cellular component: membrane; plasma membrane. The transcript has 4 exons. Bases 139 to 2937 code for a protein of 932 amino acids. Gene Ontology annotation, biological process: homophilic cell-cell adhesion; cell adhesion. NCBI's taxonomy places the organism in Eukaryota, Metazoa, Chordata, Mammalia, Rodentia, Muridae. The record is from RefSeq and is marked provisional.